UGGCUUCGGACCCCAUUGGAAGGUCCAAGGGAAUCAUGUGGACAACUUUGUCCUCCCAUAACACAGAUAGUGAAGAGGACUGAAGAUCUCGUAACCCAGUGAAACAUAACUGAACAGGGUAGAAACCCAUCAAACUAAGUGUUUUUGAAUCUAUAAGGAAGGAAACCAGGUUUGAGGAUCUAGAGAGUGGAGCAUGAAGCUUAGCGUGGCAUUGUGUUUUGCUGGGGUCUUUGGGGCUUUGGCAGCCGUGUUUACCUUCCUUUCUUUUGGAACUGAUUACUGGCUUAUAGGCUCAGAAACCUGCAGCCCAGACAGUAAAGACUCUGAAGACAACGGAGGACUGACAAUAACGCUAGCUGCAGAUGUGGUGCACGACGAAGGCGGUGAUACAAUUUCAUAUCAUUCUGGUUUCUUCUGGACUUGCUACUUUGGACAGAUGUUUGAUAGCAACUUAAACAAAACAGCAGCGGUUGUGUUCUCAAACAAGAAUUUUGUAAAAGCCUGCUACCCUUCCUACCUGUACCCAUUCCCCCAGGAAAGUCCUACCAACAACACAACAGAUGAUAAUUCAGCUAUCAUUUACAGAGGCUUCUGGAGUGUCUUCAUGCUUAUUAGUGUGGCGACGGUAGCUAUCGGAGGGUUCCUCAUAAUCUGUGCGGCUCCAUUUGCUAACCACUGCUUGUACAAAGCAGGAGGUGGACUCUUCUUGACAUCUGGUUUUUUCCUGCUGGGUGUUGUGGUGAUGCAUGUGGUGUGGCUUCAGGCCCUGGAUGUGAUCCAAACCUACAUUGAACACAGUCGCUCUCACCAUUGUCCAGACUUCACACUGACCCUAAGCUACGGUCUGUCCUUUGUGUUUGCCCCCAUCGGCGUCCUCUUCUCCUUCUUGGCGGGCCUGCUUUUUCUGCUCAUUGGUCGAACUGUUCGGAUCCACCACUGAAUGAAAAGCUUACUGUUUUUACUCAUGCAAGAUGCUGUGUCAAUUGGACGUUCUGUUUUAAUCUGUUAAAUUUGAACACACUGAUCUGAGAGAAACAUUUUGUUUUGUUUUCUUAUGUGGAGCUAAUAGAAGUCAGCCUGAGAAAGAGUGCAUUUGAAAAGUAGCUAUACCCUUAAAAAUUUUGAGGUUUUCUCUUAUAACCUAAAACUUAUACGUUUUUUUUGUUUUUCUGUUUUUUAUCUUUGUGUGACAUAUCCAACACAGAUUAGUACAUAAAAGUGAAAUGCAAAGAAAGAGAAAUGCAUUUCUAAAAAUACAAAAUAAAGAAAGUGUGGUGUGCUUUUUAUGUGCUAUAAAAUUGGAGUUGAAAGGAUUAUGCUGUAGGGAACCUGUAAAAUACAAAUAAUCCCUAGGAGACAUACAAGACUUAAAGUGAUGAAAACAAUUAAUUUUCAAGCUUAGAUCCUGUUCUAAAAGUAAGAUGGUUGAGAUCAGGACAAAUAUCUGUUCCAUUAGCCCAGUCAAAGAGAGCUUAUGGAAGUAAAUUACAAAAUCAAUUUUCCCUUAAAUAGUCUAUAUGAAUUCAUAUAGAGGUAGGUAGGAUCUGCAAGGUAAUUGCAGCAAAAGGGGAUUUUACAAAUUAUUGACGUCUAAAUGCUGAAUAUGAAUGAAUAACAUACUUCUCGAUUAUUAUAUUUAGAAGAUUUUAAAUGUCAGGAAUCAAUAUUUCUUCUUCACUUCUCUAUUAUACAGUAUGUUUGUUAGUCAGUCAUAUAAAUAAUAAGAAUUGUCCAAUAAGGAAUACUGAGAUUUAUGUCUUUAAGAGUUGUAAAAUCAUUUGCUCAAGGCUCUCAUAAGUAACUUUAAAUAUGAUACAGAUUGUGUAUGAAUUGUGUUUUUUUUUAUUAUUAUUAUUAUUCAACUUAUUGAAGCUUCAUUUUGGACUUAUUGAAUACGUUUCUGUAUGCAUUUCUUAUUUGAUAGAAUUACGUAUCCGAGGCUUGGUCUAGGAUUAUCCUUGUCGUACAUUUUCCAAGCAUUUUUAGCUGUGUAUUUGCGACUGUAUUAAGCAACAAUGUCUAUAGGAGCUUCAGUAAAGGAGCAUGUUGGUUUGUGUAACUGUGUGGUUAAAGUGAGACCUGAUUUCUUCAACAUGUGAUUAUAAGAAAGUAUUAGGUAAAAGAGCUUGGGUUGUUUAAGAGAUGUGCUGUUUGCUUUAUGCACAGAGCUAUAAGUAGCCUUUGUUUGAAGUUAUAUAUUGCUACUUUUGGUCCAGCUUUUCAUCACUGAAAAACUUUUAAUAGACUAUGUAAUAUGGAAAAUUAUUUUAAGUCUAUUUGCAUCUAUUAUAUUAUUUUCUGAAGAGUCAUGGGAUUCAUGAUGAAGAUAAAAUGGUAAAGUUUUCUGGUGACAUCACUCAAAUAUGAUGACAUCACCGGGCAAGUCUGGGGCGACUCCUGUCUGAAGCAACAGUUUUAUGUUGACACCGUUUUACACUAUUUGCUGCAAAUAAUGUUAUUGCCACUCCAAUAAAAGUGUGCUCUAUGUUAGUGGA
This is a messenger RNA of Cyprinodon tularosa, 2495 nucleotides long. RefSeq names its product transmembrane protein 182a (gene tmem182a). The coding region runs from base 194 to 940 and encodes 248 amino acids. Gene Ontology annotation, cellular component: membrane. The record is from RefSeq and is a predicted model, not a curated record. NCBI's taxonomy places the organism in Eukaryota, Metazoa, Chordata, Actinopteri, Cyprinodontiformes, Cyprinodontidae. The transcript has 5 exons.